AUAGAAAACUGGUAGUCGCCACACAAAAAAAUUUCUACAGGCAGAAAAAUCUGUAGACAAGGUUGUACUCAUAAACUGCUUAUGUAGAGACUACAUCCGACCAUCAUAAGCAUAUAAGAAAUUAAAUCAAGCAGUCAAACAACAAACAUAAAAAAAAAAUGAACGAUCACCCGUCAUGCCCGUGGAGCGUGCUCGCUCUGCGCUGUGGCGGCCCAGCGCGGCAUCGAGAGCACAAGGUAAGAAGACAUAUGGAUAUGGACUUGGUGCAGCGCAAGACGGCAGCACUUCAGAGAGUGAGCAGCGCCAUUUCAGACUUUGAACGUCGGGAACGAUUGGAGGAUGACAGUGUCGCUAGUGUCGGACAAGAAGGAGUGCUCGCAGUUGGAGGGGGACUACAUGGUCAUGGUAGACUACUUGUUGGAGGAGUCAAUUUCAAAGAACUCGUAAGUUCAUCGUCAUCCUUGAUCCUAAAAGGGUUGUAAGUCUGUGUCUGAGAGGCUCGACUAAGGGUUGCAAUUAGGAAAGGCAGUAUGUCUAAGUAUAUGAUUUUACUUGUUCCAGCUGUAGUAAAUGUUUAGAAUGAAUUAGCAAACAAAUAUUAGGUGACGAAGAGCACCACGAGCAGGCAGAAGCAGCAACUACGGGGUCAGCGGACGAUAGAGACGAAGCACAACGGCAACGGAAAAAAUUUGUAGUUAUAUGAUCAUUUGAUGGUUGGCCAGAUGGAUUUUCUACAAGCUCGAGAUGUAGUUUCUCAUGAUACUACGGUUGUGAUCAGAUAGUAACGCCUCACUCUUUAUCAACUCCGUGCUCCUAGAAACACCACAUCCUUCAUCACGUCCCUGCUCCCGCACCACCCAACCGCAACCCCCCACCCUCAACUCCUUACAGAUCCCUCGACGAAACAGCGACUGUGCAUUUUACGACUAUGGAGCUAUAUCAGGCAAAGCUGCGACGUUGUGGAGACACGUCAUCAAGCACAAUAGACAUCGGGAUUUAGACAGAGGCGAACUUUACAACAGCCAUAGACGAAUCUACACGAAUAACCCGUUGCCAGGUACUAGUUCUUGUAUUUUUCAUUUCAUCUGCCCUAAUUAAACUUAUAACUAAAUCUUAUAAGAUACUACUUGUAGUUCUAGUACUUCCAACACACGGUAUUAAUAGUGAUACUUGCUCUUCCAUCAGGUAUGUCACCAAGUAGUUGGAAUCGGCAGGAGGCUAUUUUACUGCCAAAAGAGCUGAAAUACAAGAGUCCAAGUAUUGUGCCGAAUAAGGAACGAGCUUCCUUAGGUCUGAUUCAUAUGCUAAAUCCAGUGUGUUGGGCCAAGUACCGCGACCUUACGGGGAAAGGUAAUAAUUGAUAUGGUUAAAUGGACUACUAGUUUGAUGAAAAUGUAGAUUUGAUUUGAAUUUCGGAGAAAUGUUGUGAGAAUCAUACCAAGCCGCGGAUUUUGGUGUACAACUAGGUAGUCGCGAUGGAUUGUGGAUACUUAUGUAUAUCUUGUUCUCAUCUUGUUAACAACCACAGCCCGUUGCCACCUGCAGCAAACUGGGAGAGACCUAUCCGGACGUCUAGUUGCUCACGACGGUCUUUCCUUAUCCCCUUCUCUGAAUUCUAGUAUGCCCCUCACCACCCGGUCGGUGGAACUGAAGCGGUUGAAAACGGCUAAGAACUUAGACAAAACUGCAGCCGAAGAAAUCCUGAUAUCACGGAGACAGUACCAAGCACACUUAAGGUCAGCCUUUAUCCAUCUCUCAGAGCAUCUCGAUGGCCUUUUCCCUUGUUUUUCAUCAGAAAGGGUUCGAGAUGCGGGGACCGAGAUGGAUAAAAGCUGACUCUAACACACAAGUGGGGCCGUGCGUUGGAGCCUUGGCGCGAUUAUGAUCCCAUUCCGAAAGGCUGUGCACCGGCGUCAAGAAUCUGCACUGAAAAUAAGAUGAUUAUGAAUGAUGUUGCUUUACUGCAUAGAGAAUCGAUUGAAUGCGGUGUCGUGAUGACGGUGUUGUAGUAAAAUACUUUCGAAGAAGAUAGAGGUUUUUGCUUUGUCAUUCUCAACAUUUACAUACUUACAAUCAUUACCUCUUUUUUCACACACACUUCUUCUCCCGUAACCCCUUCCCUAUGUUCAUCCCAAGCAGCAUCGCUUCUCUCCCUACCUCCCUGACUGGAGCUGCAACACGAUGUGAACGGUUAGGAGUUUCACACUUAGCCGAGUGCGCCUUCCGAGACGCCCAUGAACAUUCUGGGUUGGACAUGCAUUUAGAACGAAAUAAAGACCAGAUGGACAUGACCGGAAGUGGCAUGGAACAAAAAAUGCUGAUGACAAAUUCUUUAUGGCGUGAUUGGGUUGUUUUUUCGCUGCUGGCACUGAGCGUGGAAUGUCGUUUCGUUGGAUGUUAUAGGCCGUAGUUUGGAACAACUGAAUCUUGAUGUCUCUAGAACCCUCCGAGAAGCAAAAGCUUCCGGUGCUGUCGUACAACCUUCCUUUUUUACUCCUCAUACUCUACUACGGCUUCGUCCUCGUUCCUGGAUCAAGACGGCGGCCAAGUGACCUUGGCAGCGCCACUGCCUAGUGGCGGUUCGAUCAACGCUCGGGAUGCGAAUACAACGAUUUGGAACACCAGUCCCAAAAUCGUGGGCACGGGAGUAACCACAACUUAAGGCUACUUGCAAGGAUAACUGGCAAGACGUUUAGUUUGGUUGCAGGUUGUAGGCCAACUUCUAAUCGUCUUCUUCAAUGCUGCCUCUAAACAAAUUUCGUCGGCGACAAAAACAUUGUGGCCGACGAUGAUGACGAUGUCUUGCCCGCGAGGACGACGAGGAAUUAUUUUCUUCCUAGACCUCACGCUCUACGCAGACCGUGGCACGAACGGGAAGAAGAAAGGAUAGUAGAGGAAGAGAGAGGUAUUUAGUUCUACUCCGAAUUUAGUUUUACAACAUCGUAGAACUCAAAGAAGACUUCGGGAAGUCGCAGGAUCCGAAUCGACUAGCGACAUCAUCGUCGUCAGUUUUACAACGUCACAACAUGCUGAGCUCAUUCAAUUAUAGUAAAAGAAUAUGCCAUCACAUCAACGUGUUGAGCUCAUUCAAUUAUGGUAAAUAUGUACCCUUUCUUCACAACUCUUUCAACCACGACAGCCGCUGCAAAAAAGACGAUGAAGACAAUGCGUUCCAAAGACGACGUUGUUGUGCAGAUACCGGACUUUCCCUCGGCUGUCGUGCCUCGUUAUCGUUGGAUAUUUGAGAAGCUGUUUCAUAUGACCAGACUGCGAAAAACCUCCGUGGUCAAAUUUUUCAAGGACGUUACGAGAAAAGAAAAUCAAGCACAUGGUACUAUUCUGAUUUUUGAGACAAAUAAUUCAGGAAGAGUCAAUAAGAUACCCUCCAACUGUUUCAGGAGAGGGCCCCUUAAGUGUUUCACCUGGGUGCUAGGUACGUGUUUCAGCAGAGGGAGCCUUAAGUGUUUCAGCUGGCGGCCCCCUAAGUCAGUGCUCCAGGGGGCAGCUCCUUAAAUGCCUCGCCUGUGUGUCCCUUAAGUGCCUCAGCGGGCCGUCCCUUAAGUGCCUCACCGGGCGAGCUCUUAAGUGCCUCAGCCGGCCGCCCCUCAAGCGCCUCAGUGGUCCGACCCUUAAGUGCCUCGGGCGCUCCUCCCGGAUAGGUGGCGACUUUGCUCUCGCUUAACUAGUGACUGUCGUCGCUUAAUAAGCGGUGACUGUCACCGGUUAAUGAGUAGUGAAACUUUUUGUUUGCUAUAGUGGUGGCAAUCACCGCUUUAUAAACAGCACCACCACCAAAUCAGGUCUCGUCCCCGCCGAGCGUUUUCAUGCUGCGCUUCACAAGUUGCUCGUGGUUCCGCAACAUUGGCCUCUUCGCCAGUCACUUGAGUUGGUCUACUACAUCCGCAAAUUCGAGUGGCGCGUGGACGGUGGGUGCGCUGAUGAUGGCAUGAUCGAUUUGUGGCUACUAGACAGAUUAGUGGACGAAAUCGGUCGCGAGAACGCAAGGGAUCAGCAAGCCUUUGAGUCAGCGCUGCAAAAGGCGGGAGAGCCAGAUCACAGUGGAAAAAUGCUCAAGUUCACAGAAGAUUUGCUGGCAAAACGAAAUGCCAAACUAUACGGAAGAAAGAUUCCAUCCAGAAGUCCGACACUACCCACACUGUUAGGGGAAAGCUUCUGAUAUGGUUGUGCUGCUGGGAAUCAACAAACUUCAAACUUGCUCGAAAGUAGACCAUAUUGGUAUCCAUGAUGAAGAAAUUUAUACAGCUUGUCUUGCAUGAAAAGUAAGCACGCACGUCAGAAUCUACUCCUCAUACAUGGCAUAAAAAAGUCUAGAUGUCAUACGAAUAUCGAGCCGUCUACCUCUACGCUGUAUUACUACAAAAAUCUAUGCGAUUUUCUACUACUCCACUGAUAUUAGCACAUGAUUUUGUGACGGAGAUAAAUCAUACUUACUAUUGGAAAAAGCUUGACUCGGUUACAUUGCGUUGAACAGAUAAACCACUAGCACAUUGAAUUGGUUUUGCACAGCCUAGAAUGCCCAUAGUUUUGAAUAUUUCUCUGAGUACAGAUGAACACUUUAACUCAUAUUUCUGAACAUUACCUUGCUUUGAUGUAUAGACGUAACCCAUAAUCCGUCAAUACGAACAUUUUUAGUCUAUUAGUUAUUUUCAUGUAGUUUUGCACAGUAUAAGUCAUUUGCUCUUCUUCUCCAGUAGUAUCUUGCUUACUUAUAUUACUCACACGGUUAGCACACAUCGUAGUCAGUUAGUCUUAGUCAUUUUGCGCCCCACAUUUUGUCAAAUUUUUGGACACACUAGUAGUUUAUUCAAAUUUGCGGAUUAGAAGUCAGACCUAGCAUGGUACACUCAUGAACAGAUUCCUUCGUCUGAAUGCUACUGCAUAGACCUUCUUCCUAGAGGACAAGCAUGACUAUGUGUCGCAAGAGUGUAGUGUCAACAUGACAGUACUAAGAUGAUAUUCUAACGUCGAUAGCACCAGCUAUUCGCGUCAGUGACCGCGUGAGCUUGUC
Messenger RNA from Amoebophrya sp. A25, 5029 nucleotides. NCBI's taxonomy places the organism in Eukaryota, Dinophyceae, Syndiniales, Amoebophryaceae. The record is from the annotation of a GenBank genome assembly.